Messenger RNA from Schistosoma rodhaini, 735 nucleotides. NCBI's taxonomy places the organism in Eukaryota, Metazoa, Platyhelminthes, Trematoda, Strigeidida, Schistosomatidae. The record is from the annotation of a GenBank genome assembly.
CAGUCUCCAAGAUGGAAUACUAGUUGAUUACAGUCUUCAGCAAAUUAACCAUAAGGUUUCAUCUGAUUGAUUUUCAAGAACAUAGUCUCCACUUUUGUAAAGAAAUAAUAUGCAAUAGAUGAUGUUCUCGAUAUUACUUAUAUCCUCUCGUGAUUUUGUUGAACAGUACUGAAGACUAAAUCAGUGGAGAAAGAUCUUAUAAGAAUGUUAUUAAAUCGAUAUGAACAAUUUGGUAUAAUUGGACGACCAGUAAAUGACAGUAAAAUUAAAGUUGAUGUUCGUUAUGGAUUACAACUUUUUCAAAUUUUGGAUUUAGAUGAGAAUAAACAAAUUCUGCGAACCAACUGUUGGUGUAUGCAUCUUGUCAAAUUAUUUGUUAUAUUUGGGUCGCAAUAUCUUAGUAAGACUAGAAAUUUUAUACUGAUGAUUGGCUUCAUUGUUGCUUCAGUGUUGCCUCACGAAAUUCGAACUCACGACCGAUCAGUCUCAAGCGCGAGCGCUUAACCACGAGACCACUAAAUCGGCAUCCAACGGUGUUGAUUUCUAACUUCAAGCAAUCCACAAAAUUGAGCAAUCAUUCACCAAUGUCUUCAGUGAGUUGAUAUCUUCCAACAGACCUGGUUGAACUCCACUAUUUUUAUUCAAGAAUUAUCUGUACAUUACAUCAUAUAGCUACAUUUGUUGUAUUAAAAAAUACUAAAUCCUGACCAAUUGUCUUUAUUACAUUUGUAUAAU